UCACUUUCGUUCUUUUCAUUAACGAUGUGGCUGUUUCAACAGUUUCUGUGUGCGUGCCUGUUAAGUUUUACUUUCGCGGCUCGUGAUGUUCAAAAGAUGCGUUGGUGCGGCUCAGGCUUAAAUCCUCUAAAUAUGGCAAAGGCAACGAGGGCGGCAACGGAAAUGUUCCUGGCAUGCAAAAAUCACAUCAUCAGGUUUAACAUAAAACCAGCAAUAAUACAUAAAGUUGACAAGCUGUGCGCAUCCUGGCGAGUGUGCUACGUCGUUGCCGAAGAAAGGACUAAUAAAUCGGCGACUUUUGAGGGCGCAGUGGUCGACUGCAUGCAAACAAUGGCCCGUACAUGGGUCACAAUCGACCCGACGUGUGCCGGGCGCUUCGUUCCGAAGGACGUGAACCAAAUACUUGAAGCAGUAAAGUGGAUGAAGGACUUUAUCUCUGGCUGAAUAAUCCAUCGAAGAAAAGUACCUCAUCAGUACUUACCCAACGAAGAAAGCGCAAUGCCUCUAGCGUUGUUUCCUAACAAGAUGGAAAUCAAAUAAAAAAACAGAAGGAC
This is a messenger RNA of Rhipicephalus sanguineus (brown dog tick), 554 nucleotides long. RefSeq lists its product as uncharacterized. The coding region runs from base 25 to 444 and encodes 139 amino acids. The transcript is spliced from 5 exons. Lineage: Eukaryota; Metazoa; Arthropoda; Arachnida; Ixodida; Ixodidae. The record is from RefSeq and is a predicted model, not a curated record.